CCUUCCAGCCUCCCAGACUCUACCCACUCACCCCUCUGACCUUUCUCCGCUCCAGCCUGAGCACAACACCAGAAGCCACCCCCGGCGGGUCCUCAUGGCCUUCCUGAGCCCGGGGCAGCUCCAGAAGUUCCGGGAGGAUGGAUUCCUGGUGCUGGAAGGGUUCUUGUCCGCUGACGAGUGUGUGGCCAUGCAGCAGAGGAUUGGGGAGAUAGUGGCCAAGAUGGACGUCCCUCUCCACUGCCGCACAGAGUUUUCCACCCAGGAAGAGGAGCAGCUGCGAGCGCAGGGUAGCACAGACUAUUUCUUGAGUAGCGGCGACAAGAUUCGAUUCUUCUUUGAGAAAAGCGUUUUUGAUGAGAAAGGAAAUUUCCUGGUCCCUCCAGAGAAAUCCAUCAACAAAAUUGGCCACGCUCUGCACGCCCAUGACCCUGUCUUCAAGUGUGUCACACACUCCCCCAAGGUGCAGGCCUUGGCCAGAAGCCUGGGCCUCCAGAUGCCCGUGGUGGUGCAGAGCAUGUACAUCUUUAAGCAACCUCACUUUGGCGGCGAAGUCUCCCCUCACCAGGAUGCCACCUUCCUGUACACGGAGCCCCUGGGCCGGGUGCUGGGCAUGUGGAUCGCGCUGGAGGAUGCCACGCUGGAGAACGGCUGCCUCUGGUUCAUCCCUGGCUCCCACACCAGUGGAGUGUCGAGAAGAAUGGUCCGGGCCCCAGCUGGCUCGGCACCUGGCACCAGCUUCCUGGGGUCAGAACCAGCCCGGGACGACAGCCUCUUUGUGCCCACUCCAGUGCAUAGAGGGGCCCUUGUCCUAAUCCAUGGAGAAGUGGUGCACAAGAGCGAGCAAAACCUCUCUGACCGCUCACGCCAGGCCUACACUUUCCACCUAAUGGAGGCGUCUGGCACCACGUGGAGCCCGGAGAACUGGCUCCAGCCCACAGCCGAGCUGCCCUUCCCCUCGCUGUACACCUAAAGGAAGGCCCCCGCAGGGCUGGGCACUGUCCCCUUCCAGGAAGCUGCGGGCUGCAAGCACCAGCACCUCGCCUGACCGCCCAGCUGCAAUGGGGAAGUCACAGCUCCUCCUGGACUUUCCUUCUGCCCAGUGUCUGUGCCCCUCAGUGCUGCAGACAGGCAGGCAAGUGGUGGCAGCGGGAGUCCAGCCGGGCGCCUUUCCCAAGAUGCCUCCCUCCUCUCUCCAAAGCAGUGAUUUUCAACCUUUUUCAUCUCAUGGCACAAAUAAACUGGUUAUUGAAAUUUGGAGGCACACCAAAAAAAAAAAAGGUUUUUUGAGGAUCUGGGAAAAAAAGGUAUAAUUUUGAUUCGCUCAUACCAGACUACUAUUGUAUUGGCCAUUGUCAUUUUUUAAAUUGAGAAUCUAAGAGAAAAGAGGGCCGUGCCCCUGACUAAAUAGGGGUGUGUUUUAAAACCCCUUGCAGGGCACCAGUGUGCUCUGCAGCAAACGGGCUGGACACCGCUGCUCCGAAAGGCAGCCUCUCGGCUACAGAGGGGUUCUGGCUACUUCUCUGCCAGCUUCCUUUUGGAACUCUAUUACAGUGCAAGACACUGAAUAAAAAUGACUUCC
Pteronotus mesoamericanus is the source of this 1579-nucleotide messenger RNA. It is a transcript of the gene PHYHD1, whose product is annotated as phytanoyl-CoA dioxygenase domain containing 1. Lineage: Eukaryota; Metazoa; Chordata; Mammalia; Chiroptera; Mormoopidae. Bases 95 to 970 code for a protein of 291 amino acids. The transcript is spliced from 11 exons. The record is from RefSeq and is a predicted model, not a curated record.